CUCAUGCCGGACUAUUGCGAUUCCACUUUUGAUUCCGAUGCCAAUACCAGCCCUUCCUCAUAUGUGACAGCUUUUAAUCGGACCAUUGGCUCAUCUCUACUUAAUACUUCCUUAGCCUCACGCUGUCCGAGGAUGGGCCCAGACCCUUGCGGCAUCUCCAAUUCUGAAGAUUCUGUCAUUUUACGUUCUCCAGCUGGUUCCGAUCUUACUCGUUUAGAUCAUAUGAACGUAGUGUAUCCCAGUCCCGAAGUCCGUAACGCCUCUAAUACCGCUAUUGCGUCUUUACAUACACAAUCCUUGUUAGGUGGAUCGCUUGACCAGCACUUGAUGCAAUCUCAAGCUUAUUGUGGCGAUGACAGUUCUAUGGACCCUGUCAUGGAAUUACAGUACUCAUUUAUCUCGCCUUACGAAAGCGCUAACUCUUCCUUCUCGCCUGACUCAGUGGUAUCAAGAGUUGUGAAUGAUUCACAAUGUCGGGAUUCUCUUAGUCGCUGCGAACCCUAUAACGACAUGGAUUCGGAAACCAAUGAAACGGGCUCUGGGAAUCCAUCAUCACCUCGCCCCAUAGCUGACGAUUCAAUUAGUAAGUAA
This is a messenger RNA of Protopolystoma xenopodis, 591 nucleotides long. The record is from the annotation of a GenBank genome assembly. NCBI's taxonomy places the organism in Eukaryota, Metazoa, Platyhelminthes, Monogenea, Polystomatidea, Polystomatidae.